GUGACCUUCAGAUGCACCGAAUUUGACGUUUGCUAACCUACAAAAAAUUAUUUUCGUUUGAAUUUUCUACCCGCGUAGACAUGUUAUAUGUAUUAAAAUUACCGUAUAUAAUUUCGAAUCACUGAAACUGUGCGUUGCAUUAAUCGUGCCACGUGAAUUGUGAAUUUUUCAGUGAUAAGUUACAAGUUUUACCGGUUCGGAACACUUUCCUUUGCUUUCAUUUAAAUCGGUAACGAUGUCGCGCGAUCGCACCUCGAGGCGGUUCUACCGCGCGGAGUCAACUCACGACCUGCUGUCUUACAUGGACAAGGGUCAGGCGGCCCUGGAGGAGAACAGGUGGACCUUUGAAACCGCAUGGGAGGCAGCUAACAAAGUUGGCGGUAUUUACACAGUUAUAAGAUCCAAGGCGUACGUUUCGACUGAGGAAAUGGGAGAAAAUUAUUGUCUUUUGGGUCCAUUUAAGGAGCAAUGCGCAAGAACUGAAGUCGAGGAGGCAGAGUUCCCUCCCAACUCCCCCCUCACAACUGCUGUCAACGUUAUGAGAAGUCAAGGAUAUAAAGUCCAUACAGGAACUUGGCUAGUUGAUGGAAAUCCUCAAAUUAUUCUGUUCGACAUCGGUUCAGCCGCUUGGCAGAUGGACAGUUAUAAGCAGGAGCUGUGGGACACCACAUCCAUUGGCAUACCCCACCUGGACGUGGAGGCGAAUGAUGCUGUUAUUCUUGGGUUCAUGGUGGCACACUUUAUCACUGAGUUCCGUAAAGCAGCCGAAGGCUACAGCGAUACUCCGCCACGGGUCGUCGCGCACUUCCACGAGUGGCAAGCUGGUAUCGGUCUGAUUGUUUUAAGGGUUCGUCACGUUGACGUAGCGACAGUGUUCACGACUCACGCAACACUACUCGGCCGGUACCUCUGCGCUGGCAACACUGACUUCUAUAAUAACUUGGAUAAGUUCUCUGUGGACGAGGAGGCCGGCAAGCGGCAGAUUUACCAUCGCUACUGCAUGGAGCGCGCAGCGGCGCAUAUGACGCACGUCUUCACCACCGUCUCCGACAUCACGGGUUACGAAGCGGAGCAUCUGCUGAAACGGAAGCCGGACUUCAUCACACCGAACGGUCUGAACGUCAAGAAGUUUUCAGCGCUGCACGAGUUUCAGAAUUUACACGCGUUAGCCAAGGAUAAAAUAAACGAAUUCUCUAGAGGACAUUUCUAUGGGCACUUCAACUUCGAUCUCGACAAAACAUUGUAUUUCUUCAUUGCUGGACGAUACGAGUUUGGUAACAAAGGGGCGGAUAUCUUCAUAGAGGCGCUGGCGAGGUUGAACCAUUAUUUGAAGUCUUCAGGCUCUGAAAUGACAGUGGUGGCGUUUCUAAUAUUUCCCGCGAAAACAAAUAACUUCAACGUGGAGAGUUUGAGGGGGCACGCCGUCACGAAGGCUCUGAGGGACACGAUCAACGACAUCCAACAGAAGAUCGGCAAGCGAAUGUAUGACAUAUGUUUGAGCGGUCACUUGCCGGACGCGUCUGAUCUCCUCCACAAGGAGGACACGGUUCGCCUCAAGCGCUGUAUCUACGCGCUGCAGCGCGACGGCCUGCCGCCCGUCACCACGCACAAUGUUGUGGACGAUUGGAGUGACCCCGUGUUGAACUCCGUACGUCGCUGUCAGCUGUUCAAUACGGUCAACGAUAAAGUUAAAGUGAUCUUCCACCCCGAGUUCCUGACGUCCACAAACCCUCUGUUCGGGCUGGACUACGAGGAGUUCGUCCGCGGCUGCCACUUGGGCGUGUUCCCCUCCUACUACGAGCCGUGGGGGUACACGCCGGCCGAGUGCACCGUCAUGGGCAUACCCAGCAUCACCACCAAUCUAUCCGGAUUCGGUUGUUUCAUGCAAGAGAACAUAGCGGACCCCAUGUCCUACGGUAUAUACGUGGUGGACCGCCGGUAUAUAUCACUGGAGGGUUCCGUGCAGCAGCUAGCGCAGUACAUGUUUGAUUUUACCAAGUUGACGCGUCGACAACGUAUCAUCCAGAGGAACAGAACCGAAAGACUGUCAGACCUCAUGGACUGGAGGAAUCUAGGAAUUUAUUACCGUCAAGCGCGAGCCGAAGCGCUGAAGAUAGUGUAUCCAGAUUACGUGGACCACAUGGACCAGGAGCUCGGCAAGCGAUUCAACUACCCGCGACCCAUCUCCGAACCUCCCAGCCCCACACAUUCUAUGCGGCGAAGUCACCACGAAAUGUCGUGGCUCACGGCUUCCUAUCACAAGGAAAUAGAAAAACACAGAGACACAAAAGACGAAGAAGUCCAAACAGAAAUAGAUCAGAAACGAAAUGCGAUCAUCAGAAAAUCUCUUGAAAUCCUCGAAAUAACAGACUUGGAGAGCGGAACGGAUUUAGAAGUAACGUUCGAGAAGAAUCUAGAUUUCACAGAGUCAGAACAAGAGGAUUACCAGACGCCCAACGAUUUCUUGGAACCACUGACUGAGGCUGUCACAGAGCAAAUAGAUCAGCUCAUAUCUAAGUUGGGAGACUGUGUCGAGUCUUCGGAGUAGGAGCGACCACACCAGCGGCAUCAGUUCACGGUUCAGAAGACGAAGAUGAAGUAGACGAAGAGAAGGAACUAGCUGAAUUGAGAAUUUCUGAUAAAUAAUUUACAAAUAAACAAUAUAUAGGUUACGAAAUAGCCCACAAGUGGGAAACUAGAUUUGAUAUGAAGCACUUACCUAGGUAUCUGUAGAGCUAUUCGGUCAAGAAACUCAAAACUCACUAAUUGAAUGUUUAUGGAAAUGCUUUGCCUUUAAUAAUCGUAAUAGUUACCCGUCCACAAGUAGAAUAAUUGCAUAGAUCAUAUUGAAUGCCAAUGACCUUUGUAGGCAGAAAAACUCGCCGAAAAUUCAUCUCAAUUGGAUGAACGUGUUAAAAUAUGUGAAUGACAAACAGACAAACAUAAUUAUUUAUUGGAAUAAGAAUGAAGAAUUCAACGAGCAAGUGAGUUUUUACAGAAUAGCGCUCCAGGAUUUAAUUGCUACCUGUCUAUCGAAUACGAUCAAAAAACAUUUUAUUCAGAUAUUAUACUUGAUUGUAGUACAUAGAUAAAUGUAUGGAAAUCGAUUUGUUUAGUUUUUUAAUCUAUUUUGCAAACGUUAUUUGAACUAUAUUUGUGCCAAAAUUCAAAGCAGAUUAGUUGUAAAGAAAUUAUGAAAUUAUUGAAAAAUAACGUAUCGAAAACCGAAUUAUUGUAACAUAGAUUAGUUUAUACAACAGCAGUUAUUCAAUUUAAACAGAAUCUUUUUAAAGUAUUGCCAUUUUCCUAUAAGUAAACUUCCAUUCUUGCCAUUGUUAAUAUAUUGUAUUUUAUUUAAAUUUUUUAAAACUUUGUACUUUGAACUAUUGCCAUGUAUUUUAAUAAUUUUAUAUAAUAUAUUCGGGUUUAAGAUGUAUGUUGUUGUUUAAGUCCGAAUAUUUUUUUAAUUUAUAGUUUUUUGUAAUUAAAAUGUAAUUCAAACCGCGCAGCUCGAAAAAUACCCUCCAAUAUACAUAUAAUAUAUUUAAAAAUUGAAAUUAUGUUAUAUUAUAGUUUAAGAACAGAAUAUAAAUUAAAUAUUUUUAAAAUUUUAAUUAAAAUAAAUAUUUAUAUAUUUUUUUUUAUUUUUAUAAAAUUGUUAACAAUAGAGAUAGCUUUAUCAGUCUAUAAAAACAGAUUUAAUACUCGCUGAAUGUAUUGAAUCGUGAAAUUCAAUGAAUUUACAAUUAAAAACCGACUUUAUCUAUAAAUAUUUUAAGGAAUGAUUGUUUAAGCAAUACUGUCUUUUUCUUUCGAAUGUUAAAGCAGUGAUAACAAAAUGUGUCAGUGCUUACGGCAGUGAUAUUGGGAGUCAUAAAUUGUCAGUACAGUAUGUUAAAGGUAAAAUAGUCAGGGAGCUGGCGAUGAAUAUUUCUAUGUGAUUUGUUUGUCUGUUAUGUGAGAAAUAUUAUCUACCGCAUCUGUCAUAGCGCUGUGUAGUUGUAAGACUGCCCACCCAAAAAAAGACAUAUAUUAGAAUUUAAAAACGGGGUUUUAUGAUAUAUGAAUUGCAAAUGUAUGUUAUAUUGUAUUUAAUUCAGUAUAAUAUAAAUUAGAGAUUAAAAUAAGUCAGUAGUGUAUAUGUGUUCCAGUUUGAAUGGUGAGUGAGUCAGUGGAAUUACAGGCACAAUCUUAGAUCCCGUUCUUGACAUCGCAUUGGCAAUAUAAGGAAUGGUUUAAAUUUUUAAAUUGUCAUAUUUGAUCAAUUAUUUGCAAGAGUUUAUUUGCCGUCAUGAAAUAUUAAAAAAAAAACAAUACAACGCUCACGUCUUUUCCUCUAUUUAACUGCUACCUCUUUCGGGUGGGGUUAGGAAAGCCGGAGCGCGUGUAAUAUUAAGUCCUCCAGCUCUAAGUAUUAAGUCGGUUUUAACAUAUCUACUUAUAAUUCAUCAACGAGUAUGAAAUUUGUUUUUAUAAAUAUUUCUAAUAUUUUUAUUUAUGUGUAAACAAAUUCUGCCAUAGUUUGUAAAUAGGUAUGAAGAGUACCUAAGGUUAUGUGAACAAUAUUAUUAGUUCCUAUUUCAAACUUUAAAUAAGAACAUUAUAUUUUUAUAUUUAUGAUGAUUAAAACAUAAAAAAUUAAAAAUAAA
This is a messenger RNA of Vanessa tameamea, 4649 nucleotides long. RefSeq names its product Glycogen synthase (gene GlyS). The transcript is spliced from 19 exons. The record is from RefSeq and is a predicted model, not a curated record. Gene Ontology annotation, cellular component: cytoplasm. The coding region runs from base 236 to 2548 and encodes 770 amino acids. Lineage: Eukaryota; Metazoa; Arthropoda; Insecta; Lepidoptera; Nymphalidae. Gene Ontology annotation, molecular function: alpha-1,4-glucan glucosyltransferase (UDP-glucose donor) activity. Gene Ontology annotation, biological process: glycogen biosynthetic process.